Triplophysa dalaica is the source of this 3223-nucleotide messenger RNA. It is a transcript of the gene tdrd3, whose product is annotated as tudor domain containing 3. Bases 140 to 2329 code for a protein of 729 amino acids. Gene Ontology annotation, biological process: mRNA processing. Gene Ontology annotation, cellular component: nucleus; cytoplasm. Gene Ontology annotation, molecular function: RNA binding; protein binding. NCBI's taxonomy places the organism in Eukaryota, Metazoa, Chordata, Actinopteri, Cypriniformes, Nemacheilidae. The record is from RefSeq and is a predicted model, not a curated record. The transcript is spliced from 14 exons.
UUUGCGCGUCACGUCAUCGGUCUUUAUGUCAGCAGUAGCGGUACAGUAUCGGCUAACCGUGCGGAAUAAAAACGUGAACGAUACACGAUGCGAUAUCUGACACGGUGAUUUAUAUGAUCCUCCAUCAGUACACGUGAAGAUGUGUGACCUGCGCUCAGCGCUCGUUCAUGAGGGCUGGUACCUGACAGAUGAAGGAAUCGAGGAGUGUAAAGGUCCCACAGACACUGAGAAAGCAUCACCUGCUCAUAUCAUCCAAGUAGCACUAAAUAGUGAUCUGAGACCCAUAGGAAAGAGUUUCCUGCCUGCGGACAUCAACAGCGGCCGGGUAGAGAAGCUGGAGGGUCCCUGUGUUCUUCAGGUGCAGAAGAUUCGUAAUGUUUCAGCUCCUAAAGAUCACGAGGAGUCUCAGGCGGCACCCAGAUUGCUUCGUGUGCAGAUGACGGAUGGCCACGUGACCUGCGCCGGCCUUGAGUUUAAACAGCUGUCCAAAAUCAGUCUGAACACUCCGCCUGGAACCAAAGUGAAGCUUCUGGGAAACGUCCCGGUUAAGAACGGAAUCCUGCUGUUGGACGAUUCCAAGAUUGCCGUUCUUGGAGGCGAGGUGGAUCACAUGAUUGAGAAAUGGGCGUUGCAGAGGAGUCUCAACAAACACAACCGGAGGAACGUCAGCGCCGAGGGUGGACCACCUCCUUUUGUUCCGUUAGGACAGAAGUGUGCUCAAAAAGAGCAGGUGGACACCAAAGCUCUAGACCAGCGGAAAACCCUUCAGACCACCAACGCCACCAAAACCACCGAAGACAACGAUGAGUUUGCCAAACAGAGAACGGCAGCCAUCGCGGAGGUGGCCAAGAGUAAAGAGGCUCGUACGUUUGGUGGCGGAGGGAACGCCGGUGGAAAUCUUGUCAAUCCAGGUUCCACCUAUAAGAACCGAGAUGUUUAUCAGAGGAAGAGAGAUGAGCAAGAGAAGCCGUGGACGGAGAACAGAUCAGAAGGAGUUUACAGGGAUUUGGUGGACGAGCGAGCUCUUAGAGACUUCAUGGAAAUGGGUUUUCAUAGAGAAGAGGCCAGACAGGCCCUGCUGGACAAUAAUAAUGAUGUGGAGGUGGCGCUCAACUCUCUUCUCACCGGAACUAACCAGAUCAUGACGGCUGAGACCGAGCAGAGCCGUCCACCUGCUCGAGGAAAAGGUCGAGGACGCGGACGCUCGAGACAGGGUGAGGAUGAGGAGGCUGGAGGAAGACCAUCAGCGCCCAGCACACUCUUCGACUUCCUCGAGUCAAAGAUGGGAACAUUUUCUAUUGACGAGUCCAAGAACCAGCCAUCACAACAAGACCAUCAAGCCAAGAUGAGCUUCACCUACACAUCUGAUCAGAUGUUCAGAGACGCCCCUCAUUCCAGACAACAACCACCACGGAAUGAAGGACGCUCGCAGAGAAACGACAGACCUCCACGCUUCCAAAAAGAUGGAGACUUUGCAAAACCCAGUUCGGCACCCUCUUCUGCCCUCUCUGGACCACAGAAAGAAAGAGAUGGAGAGAGAACAGAAAGACGAGGGGCGGAACAAUGGAGAAACGACAGUCGAGAUCCUAAAGGUUCACAUAUAAACUCAUCCACCCCCUCAGGACGGUGCCGGGAACAGCAGGGUCCCUCCGGAAGCGUCCAUCAGGGCUCAAAGGGAUUCCAGCAGGAAUCUCGUAACGGUGCAUGGAGAGAUCAGGACGGCCCGGGAAGAUCCGAUGCUCCGUCGUUUAAAAAGAAGCAAACAAACGGACCCAAGUUCUCAAAUUCUGCUGCGCCGGCCUCAGACCCCAGAGGUAGAUAUGAGCCCAACAACAGAAGGAAAGGCCGGCCCGGUUCGGGUUACUUCGAUCGUAACCAAGAUGCAUCGGGCGGCACAGCUGUGAAAAAAGACUGCGCAGAUGAAGGGGGAUUGGGUCAGUUCAAAGGAGGCGGAGGUUCAAACGUCCACCUCGCCAACGGUGUUACGGAACAUAAACGGAGCGGUCCAAUCAAAACACAGUCCACAGGCCCAAGACAGAGCUACACGCAUAACUCCGCCCCCAAAAAAAGAUCCGGUCCGAUCAAAGGUCCGAGAGAUCCGGCGGACACGAACAGUCAUGUGAACUGGAGAGCUGGUGACCAGUGCUUAGCGCUUUACUGGGAAGACAACAAGUUUUAUCGGGCGAGGAUCGAUGCGGUCCACCCCUCCGGCUCUACGGCUGUGGUUGUGUUCAGUGACUACGGCAACUGUGAGGAGGUUCUGCUUCACAACAUCAAACCUCCAAAUGAGGACGUAUGGAAGAAAGAAAGUCAGACAGGUUUGGAAUGACAUAGAGUAACAUCCUGCUAACUGAUCUGCAGGAAGAUGAAGAUGUUUAUUAUGAGAAUUCUCUAGAAUUUAGACGAGGAGGAGACGGACAUUCUCACCACCCUCGACCCACUCAACAGUACUACCAGCCGCCACGGGCGAGAGACUGACACACACACACACACACACAAACACACACACAGACAAUGAAUUUGAUUUGUUAGGUACACCAAUUAAUUGUUUUUUUUUGUAAACUAAGACACUUAACAUGUUAGUUGAACUGGAUUCAGGGUUCAGGACUAGUUGAGAUUACUACUGCAAAUAAACUGCGCUAUUAUUCUAUAGAUUCUGUAGGAAACAAUAGAAAUCUAAAGUCACGGGUCCACAGGACAGCGACUCUAAUGCAUGUUUUCUACUCAAAUUCUUAUUACUCUAAUGCACAAGAAAAAAAGUCAAUCGAUCAUAAAUCGUGUUUUUAAGUCAUGUUACGGUCAUGAAAACGAGAAUAAUAAACAAACAUCUGUCUGCAUUACAGCGAUGAGAAUUUGAUCAUAAAACAAUUCAGAAAUACAAUUCAGCAUCAGUAAAUCUUAACGGUUGAUGAACAGAAGGUUUAUGUUCUUUAUGCAAAUCCUUGUUUGUUUGUUCACAGUAACGCGGGCGAAAUGACGAGAUGUUUGAGAUCGUCACGUGAAAAUGUGAUGAUUUCAUGCCUUGUUUAAUAUUUUUGGCAGGUUUACUGGAAGCUUACGAUGUUUUUCAAUUCUAAGUAUGAUAAUCUGAUCUCUAUAUGAAGAGAUGAAAGAUCAUAUCUCAGAAGUGUAAGGGCUUGUGUUAUGAAUGACUGCUGUAAACAGUGAACAUUUGUAAAGAACUUGAUAUGAAUUAUUAAACUGCUACGUUCUUUUCUUCAAA